Messenger RNA from Piliocolobus tephrosceles (Ugandan red Colobus), 4587 nucleotides. It is a transcript of the gene DAPK2, whose product is annotated as death associated protein kinase 2. Gene Ontology annotation, cellular component: cytoplasm; nucleus. The transcript is spliced from 10 exons. Lineage: Eukaryota; Metazoa; Chordata; Mammalia; Primates; Cercopithecidae. Gene Ontology annotation, biological process: positive regulation of apoptotic process; intracellular signal transduction; protein phosphorylation. The coding region runs from base 157 to 1623 and encodes 488 amino acids. Gene Ontology annotation, molecular function: ATP binding; protein serine/threonine kinase activity. The record is from RefSeq and is a predicted model, not a curated record.
GCCGCUCCGCCCCCUCGGCUCCUCGACUGCUCGGCGGGCGGGCGCCGGGCGCUCUGGCAGGAGAGGACUGCAGGGCCGAGCCUAGCUCACCCCGCCGUGUCCCCAGUGCCCGCCGUGCCCGCCGCGGUCGCCGCAGAGCAGCCUCCCGCCGGUUGUAUGUUUGAGGCCUCAAUGAGGAGCCCAAACAUGGAGCCAUUCAAGCAGCAGAAGGUGGAGGACUUUUAUGACAUCGGAGAGGAGCUGGGGAGUGGCCAGUUUGCCAUCGUGAAGAAGUGCCGGGAGAAGAGCACGGGGCUUGAGUAUGCAGCCAAGUUCAUCAAGAAGCGGCAGAGCCGGGCGAGCCGGCGUGGUGUGAGCCGGGAGGAGAUCGAGCGGGAGGUGAGCAUCCUGCGGCAGGUGCUGCACCGCAACGUCAUCACACUGCACGACGUCUACGAGAACCGCACCGACGUGGUGCUCAUCCUUGAGCUAGUGUCUGGAGGAGAGCUCUUCGAUUUCCUGGCCCAGAAGGAGUCACUGAGUGAGGAGGAGGCCACCAGCUUCAUUAAGCAGAUCCUGGAUGGGGUGAACUACCUUCACACAAAGAAAAUUGCUCACUUUGAUCUCAAGCCAGAAAACAUUAUGUUGUUAGACAAGAAUAUUCCUAUUCCACACAUCAAGCUGAUUGACUUUGGUCUGGCUCACGAAAUAGAAGAUGGAGUUGAAUUUAAGAACAUUUUUGGGACGCCGGAAUUUGUCGCUCCAGAAAUUGUGAACUACGAACCCCUGGGUCUGGAGGCUGACAUGUGGAGCAUAGGCGUCAUCACCUACAUCCUCCUAAGUGGAGCAUCCCCUUUCCUGGGAGACACGAAGCAGGAAACACUGGCAAAUAUCACAGCAGUGAGUUACGACUUUGAUGAGGAAUUCUUCAGCCAGACAAGUGAGCUGGCCAAGGACUUCAUUCGGAAGCUUCUGGUUAAAGAGACCCGGAAACGGCUCACAAUCCAAGAGGCUCUCAGACACCCCUGGAUCACGUCAAAAGGAGAAGUCAGAGCCCCCGAAGAGCGGAAGACAGAGCCCACCCAGCUGAAAACUAAGCGCCUGAGAGAGUACACUCUCAAAUGCCACUCAAGCAUGCCUCCCAACAACUCCUACGUCAACUUUGAACGUUUUGCCUGUGUGGUGGAAGACGUGGCUCGGGUGGACCUGGGGUUCCGUGCCCUGGUGGAGGCCAACGAUACCAUCCAGGACGAUGUGGAGGCCCUGGUCUCCAUCUUCAAUGAGAAGGAAGCUUGGUACCGAGAGGAGAAUGAGAGCACCCGGCACGACCUGUCCCAGCUCAGGUAUGAGUUCCGCAAGGUAGAGUCACUGAAGAAGCUGCUGCGAGAAGACGUCCAGGCCACGGGAUCUAGCCUCGGAAGCGUGGCCAGGAAACUGGACCAUCUGCAAACCCAGUUUGAGAUUCUGAGGCAGGAGUUCUCCGCAGACCUGCAGUGGAUCCAGGAGCUGGUGGGCAGCUUCCAGCUGGAGAGUGGGAGCUCCGAGGGCCUGGGCUCCGUAUUCCGCCAGGACACCAGUGAAUCCCUGUCAGAGCUGCUCAGCAGAUCAUGCACUGAGGAAGUUCUGGCCGGCUGGAAACUCUGAUCACCAGAAUCUAGUCAGUGAUGCAUUCCAAGAGGUUUGCAGAAGCAUGUUCUCAUCCAUCCUGCUGCGGCAUCCAGCUAGAAUUAUCCUGCAGGGGUGUGUGUCUGUAGUAUAGCCUUCCACCCUCUCCACAGAAUCCAGAAUUGCUGAGGUGCCAGUUAAUUCUUCAUUCUGCACCUCCCCUCACCAAUCUGGUUUUCUGGAAGGGUGCUGGCAGGGCAGCCAAGCUGUUAAAACAAUUAGAGAGUGAAUACCCCUCAGGGUCCCCUUCUCCAGAGGGAGGAUGGCUGGCCCUGGAGAGAUGCUUGAGAAUUGAUUUAUGAUGAAGGAUUUGUUCACAUCUCACUCUCUGCCUACAUACCUUAUGGACUGUAGAUCUUGGGUAGUAUUUGAGUUAAUUAGGAAUAACUAAGUCAGCAUGGUGCUUUCCUGCUACAGAAGCAGGAAUUUAAAAUGCAUAGAGAAAAUAAUAUUGCCUUUCGUUUGCAUUGAUUUUUCACUUACCGUGCACGUAUGUCUGACAAAUGACCUCACUUGAUCCUUAAAAGAACUCGGUGAGAUAGGAAGGUGGGUGGCAUUAUUAUUAUUAUUUCCAUGCAACUGAUGAGCAAAUUGACUCAGUGAGGGAAAAUGAUAUAGUCAAUCAAUACGGAUGAAGCAGAAACCCAGGAUUCCCAUCUCUAAGAUGAGGUAUAUGGGAGAAAGUAGUAAGGCUUUGCUGUAAAUAGCUACCUUAAUAUUAAAGUCCAGGUCCCAGAGGCAAAGUAAGCAACUUCAUGCAUUCUGCCAGGUGUAGGUACAAUACAUACAGCUGCAGAUGAUUGUCCCAGGAGCUCUGUCCCAGAAGGUACAGUCAUUGUCCCUACUCAGCUGUGUCUCUCUCUGAAGACCAGCCUGCAAGCAGGAGAGAAGGAAAGAAGGAGUCUUCCCAUUCCCCACCCUUUCCCCUCUUCUGGCUGACGGCCCCAACUUUGUGUCGAGAAUAGAGACCAGAAGGUCCUCAACAGGAGGUUCCUUUUCUUAUAUACCUAGGCCAUUGGGCCUUGAAGGCCUAAGAAAUUCCAUGAGGGUUUUUGAAAAGGGCGAAUGUAAAGAUGGGGAAGCACAAGGCCACAUGGUCCUUUCAUGACCCAAAGCUUUGAGCACCCCUCCCCAAGGAUGAUAAGAUCUCAUCUCCCUUUCUCUGGGGGAGGGAACAGUCAACCAACUCAUAUCAACAGAGCUUGGCAUAGGAGCCCAAUGCUAAGCUAGAAGCUUGUGGGUGGGGCAUAACUUGUAUAGUUCAAAGUGUCUUCACAGCCUCACAAAACAUCCCUAUCUUAUAGGCAGACUAAGUGAUAUUCCCAAUUUAGAGAUGAGGAAACAGAGGAUGGGAUUUUCCCAAGGUCACAUCAUUGUGGCAAAAGUAGAGGCCUUCUGAUGACAAGUCUGUUGCUCUUUCUGCUUCCCCUGGCUGCGCCAGGCUCCAGAAAUUUAUUCCCUGCUUGCGGGGGCAGCUCACACCUGGAUUCAUCCAUCCAUUUACAAAUUAUACUUAGGCAUCAACCAACUUCCAGUUGCCUGACUUGACUCUGAGGAUACAAUGUUGAGUGAAAACAGGCCUGAUUCCUGCCUUACGGAGUGCUCAGUCCAGCGAAGGAUUUGAACAUUGAUCAAGAAUCACAGAAAGGUAGAGCUGCAGCUUGUGUUUAUGCUGGGAGAGAAGCACGUAGUGCUGCAGGGGCCUACCGUCGGGGUCUGACAGUGUCGGGGGAAGCAUCCUGAAGAGUGACACUGGAACUGAGAUCAGCUGAGCCAACCAGGGAGAGAGAAGUUUCCCAACAGAGCCACCAUGCCAGGGCUCUGUGAUGAGAGGCGGUGUGGAAGGUUGAGAAUGCGAGGAUUGAAAGCUGGAGGGGAGAGAAUAGAAUAUAGUGUGGAAAUGACCAGAGAACAGGCAGGACCAGCAGGGCUUUGGCCAUGUAGAAGAACUCUGCCUUUAUCCCGAAAGUCAAGGGAAGCCAGCAGGUUCCCGGUGCUGGGGAGGGAAUGCCUCAUGAACAGCUCAGAUAGGAAGUGGUUUAGGACAAGACAGGAAAGUUUCAUCUCAUGAAACCAUUUCUUCAAAAUCCUAUCUCCUCUUCUAUUCACAUGAAGGAUCAUUUCAAAUAUCAUAUACAAUAUUUGUAACAGAAACUUUCUUCAUCACUUACGAGAAACCAUGGUGAUAAGAUGCAUCAUCAUUUUAUGGACCACUAAGAAGAAAAGCCCAAGAUGGGGAGUCUAAUAGGAACCUCCCUCUACCCCCACCAAAUAAAGCUGUGAUGCCCUCAGUGAGAGGGUAAAUGAGAAAGGGGGAGCAAGGAAACCCGUGUGUCUCAACCUUGACACUAAGUGGGGGUGAAAAAUCCUCCCCUGAGAACAGGAGUCCCAAGCCGGUGGUACUCAUGCAGGUUUGCUUUCUGAAUUUGUACAAUCAGUGUGAUCCAAAAGAACAUCAAGCAGAGAAUGUAAUGUCCAACAGUCUGAGGCUGGGUGGCCCUGGAUGGCUAGCAGAAACAGUACUGUCCUCUUCCGGAACACCUGCCUUCUCUCCAGGCCAACAGUAAGAAUAUGAUACCAUCAUCUGGGAGAUGCCUCCUUUCUUCAGAGAUCCAAAAAUGUACAUCUUGGAACCAAUGAAAGAUGACAAAAGCUCUGUUUCCUACAUCCCACCCAAGAGAAUUGGUUCAAAUGACCUGUCUACAGUCUCUGCAAGGUCUUACCUGCCCUGUCACAGGAAGUUGUAUACAUGUUUGGUGCUGAGACACUGCAAAUAUUAAAUGUCCCUUUGGUCAUGUUAACAACUUUACCUUCACACAGCCAGGUUUCUAAGGAGAGGAAGCUACUGAUGGGGCAACACAGGGCAAGCUCUUUAGUGAAGGUCAAAAUAGAAUGCAGGCCCGGUGUGGUGGCUCACGCCUGUAAUCCCAGCACCUUGGGAGG